UGGGGGAGCGUGCGCUACAUCCGAGACUUCACCGAGGUGAGAUAGAAGCAUCAUUUCAGCUGGGAAACUACAAAUCUGUUCUGUUUCAGAAAGAGUCGAGCGGUGAAGAGGAAACUUGAAUCAUGUGUGGGAUUUUUGCUUACCUGAACUACCAAGUGCCACGCACCCGAAAGGAGAUAUUUGAGACGCUGGUGAAGGGUCUGCUGAGGCUGGAGUACAGAGGGUACGAUUCAGCAGGUGUUGCCGUAGACGGCCCCACCAAGACAACCACUGACCUCAACAACAACAACAGUAUCUGCUUAAUCAAGAAGAAGGGGAAGGUCAAGGCUCUGGAGGAGGAGAUCUACCAAAAAGACCGGGUGGACAUCAACGAGUCUCUGCACACACACUUUGGCCUGGCUCACACUCGCUGGGCUACGCACGGAGAGCCGAGUGCCGUCAACAGUCACCCCCAGCGAUCUGACAAAAACAAUGAGUUUGUCGUCAUCCAUAAUGGGAUUAUAACCAACUACAAAGAUCUGAAGAAGUACCUGAUCACCAAAGGAUACGAGUUUGAGUCAGAGACAGAUACAGAGGUCAUUGCAAAACUGAUCAAAUACUUGUACGACAAUCGAGAAAAUGACAGCGUCACGUUUUCCACGCUGGUGGAGAGAGUCAUCCAGCAACUGGAGGGAGCCUUCGCUCUCGUGUUCAAAAGUCGUCAUUACCCCGGAGAGGCUGUGUCCACCAGGAGAGGAAGUCCGCUGCUCAUCGGUGUGCGAAGCGAGCACGAGCUGCCAACCGAGCAAAUCCAUGUGCAGUACAACAGUGGUCACAUCAAGGAAGACGUCCAGGAGAAGAACAGCCAUAAUCGCACGGACUCGUCCAACGCCAUCAACUCAAACGAAGACGGCAGGGCCGUGGAAUACUACUUUGCCUCUGACGCUAGCGCCAUCAUCGAGCACACUAACAAGGUCCUGUACAUGGAGGAUGAUGACAUUGCAGCUGUCAAAGGAGGUGAACUCUCCAUCCACAGGAUUAACCGGCAGGCCGGUGACGAUCCAGUGAGAGCGAUUCAGACACUGCAGAUGGAGAUGCAGCAGAUCAUGAAAGGAAACUUUGAAGCUUUUAUGCAGAAGGAGAUCUUCGAGCAGCCGGAAUCAGUAGUUAACACCAUGAGAGGCCGGAUUUGUUUUGACACUAAUACAGUGGUUCUUGGAGGCCUGAAGGACCACCUGAAGGAGAUCAAACGCUGCAGACGGCUAAUCAUGAUUGGCUGUGGCACUAGUUUCCACGCUGCCGUUGCUACCAGACAGCUCCUGGAGGAACUGACAGAACUGCCCGUCAUGGUGGAGCUGGCCAGCGACUUCCUGGACCGCAACACCCCAGUCUUCAGAGACGACGUUUGCUUCUUCAUCAGUCAGUCAGGGGAGACAGCGGACACCCUGAUGGCCCUGCGAUAUUGCAAGGAUCGAGGAGCUCUUACUGUGGGUAUCACCAACACUGUGGGGAGCUCCAUCUGCAGAGAGACUGACUGUGGGGUCCACAUCAAUGCAGGACCGGAAAUAGGAGUGGCAAGUACCAAGGCCUACACCAGUCAGUUUGUGUCCCUCAUCAUGUUUGGCCUGAUGAUGAGUGAAGACAGGCUGUCGCUGCAGAAGAGAAGACUGGACAUCAUUAACGGCCUCAAGAUGCUACCAGAGCUGAUAAAAAAGGUUUUGUCACUGGAUGAGAAGAUUAAGACCAUAUCCAACGAGCUGUAUCAGCAAAGGUCACUUUUGGUUAUGGGACGAGGGUACAACUACGCCACUUGCCUUGAGGGGGCGCUGAAAAUCAAGGAGAUCACAUACAUGCACUCAGAGGGCAUCCUGGCCGGAGAACUGAAGCACGGUCCUUUGGCACUCAUCGACAAAGACAUGCCAGUCAUCAUGGUCAUCAUGCGUGACGGCUGCUACACCAAGUGUCAGAAUGCUUUGCAACAGGUCACUGCCAGAUCGGGCCGACCCAUUCUUCUGUGUUGUCAAGACGAUUCAGAGCUGAUGAAAAAUGCAUACAGGACCAUCGAGCUGCCACAGACUGUGGAUUGUCUGCAGGGCAUCCUCAGUGUCAUCCCCCUACAGCUGAUGUCCUUCCACCUAGCUGUCCUGCGAGGAUAUGAUGUUGACUAUCCCAGAAACUUGGCCAAGUCUGUGACUGUGGAAUAAUUACAGUCUACAAAGCUCAGCAGAGGAGACAGGUGGCCUUGGGUGAUUUACAGAGCAAUUGUGCAAUCAAACAUCGGGUGUGUGUGGAACAGGGUUGGGGUGAAGAACGGGGACCAUAGUGUGUUUGGAUUAUACUGUGAGUUAAAGAGAAAGCUGCAAAGCAAAGAAGGGUUUAAAACGGUACUACAAAGAAAAAGGACACAGAAAAAUCGGAAAUGUGACCAUGGCUUUACGGGACAAUCCAUAAAGCAUUCUCAAAGACCCUGACAGCCAAAGAAACCUUCUGUGCCUCUUUAUUGUUAGUUGAGCCAAAAACCUGUCGUAUGAAUAACCGUAAGGAACGGAAAUGGUACACUGAAGUGUUUACAGUUGUGCAAUAUGGACCGCAAACUCGGAUUUUGAAUGUACAUUAUGACAAGGUCAUUAAUUCUCCCCCUGUGUUGUAUGUCGUUGUAAAAUUAAAAAAUUUAGUUAUUAUAGUGUCAUUUUCUAAAUUUUAUUGUAAAAUCAUCAAAUUACUGGGCCUGGAGAACGAGUGAACUGUAAUCUUAUUUUUUUAUAUUAUUAUAUUUUUAAUUUAAAUAUUUUUGUUUUGAGGCCAGUUCAUAGGUGUUCAUCCAGGUCUUGUUUUAAGGUUUCUAUACUUCGACUUCGUUUUGCCAUGGGGAAUAUGUGAAAGCACAAAAAGGACUGCAACGCUGCAGUAAAAUAACUAAUUAUUACAAAUAAUUUUAUUACUUUUGACAACUAUUUGUAUGGGUCCUAUGGCAAUGAUAUUCUGUAUAUAACAGAAUUUUUUUUAAUUUUGUUUUUAUAGGGGCUAAGCAGAUAACUUGAUUGACAUCUUUAUGAUUGUAUUUUAUAUUGUAUGUUUUAUAAUGUUAAAUAAGCACUACCAAUCAAUAAAUUAAUGAAGUAUAUUACUUUUAA
Molecule: messenger RNA, 3113 nt
Organism: Poecilia reticulata (guppy)
Lineage: Eukaryota; Metazoa; Chordata; Actinopteri; Cyprinodontiformes; Poeciliidae
Gene: gfpt2
Product: glutamine-fructose-6-phosphate transaminase 2
Biological process (GO): protein N-linked glycosylation; UDP-N-acetylglucosamine metabolic process; fructose 6-phosphate metabolic process
Molecular function (GO): carbohydrate derivative binding; L-glutamine:D-fructose-6-phosphate transaminase (isomerizing) activity
Source: RefSeq, a predicted model, not a curated record